AUGUCCCAGAAAGCCAAUACACCUUUUAGCCCUAAAGCUAAAAUUCUGUGGGUAGAAGAGCAAGGUAGGGUGAAUGGAGACCUGCACCUUUGCUUAACAAAUCCAAAAAGUGUGAACCGUGUGUGUGUGUGAGUGUAGUAGCAUCCCAUAGGAACCUAUUGCUCUGUUUCUUUGUGUGUCUAUAGGCUCAUUCCAUAGGAUCCUAUUUUUGUGUGUGAACGCGAGCACGUUUGUGCAUGGAAUUUUACACACACACCACAUACCGUAUUUUUCGCUCCAUAGGGCGCACCGGACCAUAGGGCGCACCUAGUUUUGGGAGGAGGAAAACAAGAAAAAAAUAUUCUGAAUCCCAGAAGCCAGAACAGCAAGAGGGAUCUGGCUUCUGGGAUACCGUGUGGCUGUUCUGGCUUCUGGGACAACCGCGCCAAGCCUCUUCAAGGCAGCGGGAUGAAGGCUCCCCCUGCCUGAAGAGGCUGCGCAGGGCUAAGGCAGAAGCCAGGACAGGCGCGUCACUGAAGGGGCACUGCCCCUUCAGCGAAGCUGGAGAAGGAGACCCUUCUGUUCCUCCUCCGGCUUCCAGGUCAGGUGCGUCGCCGCGAAGCCAAGGAGCCUGCAUUCGCUUCAUAGGACGCACACACAUUUCCCCUUCAUUUUUGGAGGGGAAAAAGUGCGUCCUAUAGAGCGAAAAAUACGGUAUAUUACUAGAUGACUCUUGGUUUCCCAACUCUACAGUUCUCUGAUUUUACGACCUUUAUUAGAACUCGGAUGCAAGGAAGAGAGUUUGGGGAAAGUUUUAGAUUUAGGAAUAUCGGAACCUGCCUCGUACAGUGUCAGGUUCAUUGGUCCAUUUGACUCAAUAUUGUCUACCCAGACUGGCAGCAGCUCUCUGGGGUUUAGAGCAGAGCAGCAUUCCUACCUCUACCUGGAGAUGCUGGAGUGUGUGUGUGUUGAACCUGGGACCUCUGCAUGCCAAGCAGUCCCUCUACUCCGAGCCUACAGCCCUUAGGCCCUUCGUGUACUCUCCGUUGUCCUUCUGCUUGUCCCUCUGUGGUUGCAGCUCCUUGUGUGUGAUGCUCUGUUGCCUCUCCUCCUUUCUUUAGGCCAUUAUAACCGGAGACCUGGACAUCCUCAAGGACUGGUGUUACGAGGCGGUGAGUGUUUGCCCUGGGAGAUGGCGUGGUUGGUCCUGGCGGGGUUCGUGGGUGGUGGCCAUCUUUCCAUCCUGACAUUCAGGAGUGUCCCAAAAAACAUUGCGAGGACAUGAGAGCUCACACCUUGCUCGCACGCUUCCCAAAGGCUCCUGGCUAGCCUCUACAAGAAGGUACCGUAUUUUUCGCUCUAUAAGACGUACCAGACCACAAGACGCACCUAGUUUUGGAGGAGGAAAACAAGAAAAAAAAUAUUCUGAAUCCCAGAAGCCAGAACAGCAAGAGGGAUCGUUGCGCAGCGAAAGCAGCGAUCCCUCUUGCUGUUCUGGCUUCUGGGAUAGCUGCGCAGCCUGCAUUCGCUCCAUAAGACGCACACACAUUUCCCAUUACUUUUUAGGAGGGGAAAAGUGAGUCUUAUAGAGCAAAAAAUAUGGUAUGUUGUUGUUUAGUUGUGUCCGACUCUUUGUGACCCUAUGGACCAGAGCACACCAGGCACUCCUGUCUUCCACUGCCUCCCGCAGUUUGGUCAAACUCAUGCUGGCACCUUCGAGAACACUGUCCAACCAUCUCGUCCUCUGUCGUCCCCUUCUCCAUCUUUCCCAACAUCAGGGUCUUUUCCAGGGAGUCUUCUCUUCUCAUGAGGUGGCCGAAGUCUUGGAGUGUCAGCUUCAGGAUCUGUCCUUCCAGUGAGCACUCAGGGCUGAUUUCCUUCGGAAUGGAGAGGUUUGAUCUUCUUGCAGUCCAUGGGACUCUCAAGAGUCUCCUCCAGCACCAGAAUUCAAAAGCAUCAACCAUACAUCACUACUGGGGAAACCAUAGCUUGAACUAUACGGACCUUUGUUGACAAGGUGAUGUCUCUGCUUUUUAAGAUGCUGCCUAGGUUUGUCAUUGCUUUUCUCCCAAGACACACCACAUAUAGGAGUAUUUUAUUCCAGUAGUUGCGUAGCAACCGCUUGAGCGACAGGGAACCCGUGAGUGAGCGGCUUUGGGGGGACACAGCGUUGCUUUCAAGCCUAUGGUGCAACAUAUAGGUAAAUAUAUAUCGCACUGACGACGCUUCCCUCGCCGGCACCAGCCGAGUCGCUACCCGCCUCAGGCAAAUGACGGGGGAAAGUGCCGGACGGGCAGCGGGCGUCCUUUGCCACUCCCAACAUGGCCGCCGCAGCCGCCGCCGCCACUCACCUUCGCGCACUCUUCCCUUCCCGGCUUGGCCGCCGCCUCCGCCGCCCCUCCCUCGUCGCACGCUGAUGAGCGCAUCAGCCCCUCAUUGCCACGUCUCUUCAGGGCGGCAGGAGCUGCAGUCGCCGCCGCCGCCGCUGCUGUCGCGGCGACAACGAGCGAAGGAGGGACAAGAGGAAACGGGGAGCCGGACCGGGACGUUCCGGGACGGGUCCCCUCCGCAGCCUGGCGGGCCCCCGAGAGCGGGCAGGCGGCUGCUGCUGCUGCGGCGGCGGGACCCCCUCAUGGUGCUGCUAGAGAGGCGGUGAGUGGGCGCGAGCGAGAGAGCGAGCGGCCGCUCCUUCCUUCCUUCCUUCCUUCCUUCCCUCCCUCACUCUCGUGUUUUCCUCACGGCGAGGGGUGCGCGGACGGGGCGCCCCACCGUCCCAGGAAGGCCCUUCCAAGGGAGGAGGAGGAGGAGGAGAGGGGAGCCUCCCCCGUCGGCCUAGCUCCCGCCCGCCUUUCUUUGUCUCUCAGCCAAAGGGGAAGACCUUCUUUUUUUUAAUUUCCUUUCCUUCUCCUCUUUCUUCCCCCUUCUGCUGCUCUUCAUCCAUUCCUCCUUCCCGUUGGGUUUAAUUGCCAGUUUGCUGCUGCUCAGUUACUCACUGGCAUCCCAACCCGCCCCCCUCCUCCCCAAUACAUACACUUUUCUUCCUCAGGUGUCUUUCACUUCUUUCUUUUUCUCUUUCUUUCUCUCUUUCUUUCUCUCUCUCACUCUCAAACACCACUUGAGAAUAUUUCUUAUUUACUUACUUAUGCAUUAUUGAUGGAUUGAUUUAUAGGUUUCUAUGCCGUCCUUCACGUAAGGAUCGCAGGGCGGUUUGUGACACAGAAACAUGAAAACACGUAAGAAGCAAAAACUAUAGCCGCGUACACAUACGCACCACGGUUUAAAUGGCCAUAGGUAGUAUAAUUAGCCAAAGGCCCCGGGGAAAGAGGAACACUUUUGCUUGGCGCCUAAAGGUAGGUAAUGAAGGUGCCAGGCGAGCCUCCCUGGAGACAGCAUUUCACAAGCAGGGAGCCACUUCAGAAAACGCCCGUUCCUAUGUUGUGGCCUUACAGACAUCGAUUGCAGGGUCGAGGUUGAUUCAUAUGGGGAGAGGCGGUUCUUCCUCCUCCUACCACUCCCCUUGAUACCGUGUGGCACUCUUUCCCUCACCCAGUCCUAUUUUUCUAGGAAAAGAGGUGCUGGACUUAACCACAAACACCUCCCUCAUUCUCUUAGAAUGCCAAUGGCACCCACCUGAGAGGUGGCAGAACUGAGUUCCGGUGAGUUCCAGCUGAAAAAAGGCAUGCCCCCACCUCAUUCUUCAACCACCUCCUUUUUCGUAUAGGAAUUGGGUUGCCUCACAUUUAAAAUAAAGAAAUGCAACCUCCCGUUCUCCUUGGGUGAUAUUAUGGUUGUACAUGAAAACCUAGGGUUACCUAGUUUGUUCCCUCUGAAUGUUGCUAAACUUCCAGCUUCCACCAGGCAAACCAGUGACUGGGGUGGUUGGAAUUGUAGUCCAGCAACACCUGAACAUUAUCCCUAGCUAACAGGACCAGUGGUCAGGGAUGAUGGGAGUUGUAGUCAAAACAUCUGGAGGGCCGAGUUUACCUAGGCUGAUAUGUAUGUUUUUCCAUUCUGUGGAGGCUGUUGAGGCUUAUUUAAACUUCUCCUUUUUCUGUAUCCAAAAAAAGAAAUCUGGACUUGAAAGGUUUGGCUCUGCAUGUUAGUGUUAGGCACAUCAGGAGUAUUCCCUCAGAAUCAGGCAUUCAGCAGGAGCAAGUGACUAGCACAUUUGACUGCCUCUCUAAACAUUGUGUAAUUUUGCCUAGGCUUCAUCCUGUGCACACUUUAUGGGGAAAUAAGCCCGACAACUCAAAGAACUUCUGUCUGAUUAAACAUGUGGCACAAGAUAAGGUUGCACAUCUGCUAAGCAGUAAGGCUUGCCACAUUUCAGUUAGAAGGGCUAAACAGGUGGGUUCCAAACAUAGCAGAGCAAACCCCAAAAAACAGGUUCAGAAUUCUGAUCAAUUUGGUGCCCAUCUAAGCCAAAACAGACACUGAAACUGACACGAUUAAAGCAUACUAUUAUGUGUGCAGUUUGCCUAUGUGAAUGUAAUUUGCAUGUGUGGGUAAGAAUGGGAUUUGCUUUUUUCAGUUAUCCCCCAGAUUUGCAGGUAUUUGGGAUCUGUCUUUCAAAACACCUCCAACAGAAUUUGUGUGCAUUAGGAUCCACCUGUGGCUUCUGGCUCCAGUUGAGAAAUUGCCCCAACAGGACAAUGUUGAUCAGCACCUUGAAAGUGUUAAUUACAAUCCAACCAUUUACCUAUGUUGUCAUCAAAAUGCACAUUAACACUACAUUCCUAAAUGUUACUACCUCUGGAAGGAAAUCCUGUGUGGAUCAUGGUGAUUGUUUUAAGGCGAAAGGUACUUUGAAAUAAUCUUGUGUGGUUUUGCUGGUUCAACAUGAAAUGACAAAAUUUGUUAUAUUUUUAGUUCAGCCAUGUAUUCAGAUGUAGUUAAGUAGGGCUUAACUCUCAGGAAGGUGAAUUGCAGCUUUAAUUUUCUAGUUUAAAUAGCAUCUCUUCCUACUAUGUCAGGAAGCUAUAUCUUGUGGUCACUUGAACUCAGGAAGUGGCUCAUGAAUUUUGGACUAAAAUAGGUUUGGUUUUGGUUUUACAUUAGUGCACAUGUGAGUAAUGUCUUCAUGAAUAAUAGAUAUGAAAUAAUGAAUAAUUCUUAUUCUUAAAAGGGUAAAUUCCCAUUACUAUGAAUUCAUUUUUCUGAAGAAUAGGCAGGAGAGGUUGGACACUGGUGAAGACUGGAAAAACUGGGGAUUUUUGGAAACAGACACAAUGAAGGGAAGCUGCCUGCUCCAUUUUGAAAAAUAUGCUAAUGGAAAAGUUUAUGAAGGGCCUGCUUCUGACUUACACUCAGAAACUUCUUGAUACGAAGGGUCACCAAACAGUGUUUUCCUUUUUCUCAACCCUUAAAAUGUGUGGAGGCUCAACUUAAUUUACAGCACUCUGAAACAAGCAGGUUAGCUGUCUCUCACAGAUUUUCCAUUUUAAAGUUGAUCAUUUGAAUAUUUCCAUUGGUAUCUGCAAAGGGCGUGUGCCUCCUUAGCUUCCUUGUAAUUACUGGUGAGGAAUAGAUAUAUGUAUGCAUCACUCUACUCUCUGCUAAGAACCAUAGGCUGUGCUUACAUGUCAACAAACCAUGGCUAUCAGCUGGUUUAGUAUUCUGUGUUUAUCUCCAAAUUAACAAUGAGUGAGAAGCCAGCUACUCUGUGAUUUGUUUCUCUACUCCAGGGGUAGGCAACCUAAGGCCCGUGGGCCGGAUGCGGCCUAAUCGCCUUCUCAAUCCGGUCCAGGAAUCAGUGUGUUUUUACAUGAGUAGAAUGUGUCCUUUUAUUUAAAAUGCAUCUCUGGGUUAUUUGUGGGGCAUAGGAAUUCGUUCAUCCCCCCCCCCCCCCCAAAUAUAGUCCAGCCCACCACAUGGUCUGAGGGAUGGUGGACCUGCCCACAGCUGGAAAAGGUUGCUGACCCCUGCUCUACUCCUUAGAAAAAGAGGAGCAAAGUAGGGACUCCUUGCUAAUGUGCAGACUAAUUAGAUUUGUGGGUAGCAUUAUGGACGAAUGUGGCCAUUGUUCAGUGAAUCGAGUGUUGAGUUUAAAUCCAAUCUUUUUCAUGUACAGUGUUGUGCUGCUGUGCAAUCCUAGGUAUAGCCAAGCUGUUGUAAGUGGUGUGUGCAUUGGCAACAAUACUGGUAAGGAUCAACAAGGCCGUGGUGCUAUAUUCCUGGCUAGGAAACUGUUUUGAUUCCUUCAGCUGGUUGUAGCAGUUGCCAGCUGCUGUUGCAAAGCAACUAGGCCAUACUGGUUUUCAGUCCUAGGUAUGUCUGAGCUUUGCCAUGGGCUUUAUGCACAUGGACACCUGCAUGGCCGUUUUAGUGGGUCACACCUUCUAGUUAGCAAUCCUAAGAGUAUUUGGAAAUGAGACUUUAAAAUAAGCAUAUUGAGGAUCGGAGUACUGAUACUUGUGGCGAUAAAUGAUUAGAUUUCAUCCUCAUCUCUGAUUUUAAAGACAAAAUGUGCUAAGGCAUAAUAUAUAUAUCCAAACUAAUCCUUGUCACACCAUCAUCCUUUAUAUUUUUCGUGAAUAUAAAAGUCUAUUUUAAUUGAAGUCUCUCUCUCUCUAGAUAUAUAUCUUCAAGGCUAAAUGCUAAGAGUGGCUUUAUCUCUCCAUUCCAUCUGAAUCAGGCUAGGUGUCUGAGGUUCUAGAACAGUGCCUAGAGGCAUUAACGGGCUGGAUGGGGACCAGCAAAUUGAAACUUGAGUCAGACAAGAUGGCAGUAUUAUGCAUGCAGAGUUUUCAAAGAACUGGAAAGACAAGGCUGCUUUGGAUGGGAUUGCACUCCCCAGAGAAGGGCAGGUUCAUAGUUCAGAUGUUUUGGCAAAAUGAUGGUUGGUGCUAAACAGGAAAUAGAGAGAGAAGCCAUGUAUCAGAGGCUGGAAGGGGAGGAAAGCAUGCAAGUCCAUGACUCAUUCAUAAUCUUCCAAACUAUGUUGGAAAGGUGCCACUCUUUAAAUAUGCAAUAUCUUCCUCCCUUGGUUAGUUAAAUUAAGAAGCAGGUGACAUAGCUUCUUUGUUGUUUUUUUAAAUUUUCCCCAAGCUUGGUUUCUAAAUUGGUGCAACGUUACAAAAUAUAGUUCUGAAUUUGGAAGUACUCGAAGGGUAUGAACAGUGUUAGAAACUGGCACCUUAAACCUAGGUUAUGGGCGCAACAAGAGAUUGUCUAGGCGCACUUUUUUAUAACAAGAAUACAAAGCUGAAAAUGAAUGAACUGCAGCUAAAAUCUUAUGUUCAUUUUUCACCUGGUCUAGUCCUUCCCUUGCCCACCCCCCUAAUAUUCUUAAGAGGGUUUCUUCUCCAGUCUUCACAGAACAGCUGGAAGUGGGGAGGCAGAAAAAGGUCCUCCUUUCCUUCCACUCUGCAGUUUUAAUCUGAAAUUUUAGGCGCAGUACUGCACCCAGAGCUCAGAAAUUGCUCGCGCUAAUAAAAUUCCUUGUCACAAAAUGCGCCUAGAACAAUGGGAGUUUCGAACACUGGAUAUAAUCUGAUGUAAGUAUUACAAUUUAUGUAGUCAUAAGAAGAGUAUUUCAGGAAAGAAUAUUUUUCCCCAUAAUCUGCCUAAUGGUUGCUUAUGAUUUCAUUGGUGUCCUGAGCACACCCAGCCCAAGGAAGACAAACGGUGGGUAGCAUAAUUCUUUAUUGACAAAGCACACAAUUACAGUAGUUCCUAAGGUGCACAGAACAUGUGCACAUACUUCUGCCGACAAGUGGCUGGCAUCCCCUCCUCAGGCUUAUGCUCUGAGCUGGACUGUUGGUGUAACCACGUCUCCAUCCAAACUCGGGUACCUCCAUCUGACGGUCCACGUUCACCAUCCAGGUACCCUGUCUUCCUCCUCUCCUGGUGCAUCCUACCCUUCCUCUCACUCGUGCUCCUGUCCUGCAUCCUGCAUCCCUUCCCCAUAUGUUCCUGCUCAGACUCUUCCACUCCCUCCAGCCCUGACUCCUGUCUCGCAGGAGGCAUAAACCCCAUAAAUCGCUGCUCCCAUCCCCUGGGUCAGCCUCUGGCCCUGCAGCCACCGCCACCAACAGUCCAUCUCCUCUGCCCUGCCAGUUCACUUCGGUUCCAUGUUUUCAAUAUGGGCACAUUCAACCUUGCCCAUAAUCUUUCAUUCUCUGGCUUCACUGUAUUUCACUGUGCAAAGGUCUUCUGCUCCCUCAAAAGAUACUGCAACUAUCUUGAUUCCUCUCUUCCUUCCUUCAAAUCUCACCUCGGAACUCAACUUUUUCCGUAAAGCCUUUGACAUAACCCCUUAGUUCCUACGCACUAUGGUAACUAGGCAUGGAACUAAGCCUAAAUUAAAUACCGUAUUUUUCGCUCCAUAGGACGCACUUUUUCCCCUCCAAAAAUGAAGGGGAAAUGUGUGUGCGUCCUAUGAGGCGAAUGCAGGCUUUCGCUGAAGCCUGGAGAGCGAGAGGCAUCGGUGCGCACCGACCCCUCUCGCUCUCCAGGCUUCAGGAAGCUAUCCGCAAGCCUUGCAAGCCCGGUGGGAGUUCCCGCGGGCUCACAAGGCUUGCAGGCAGCAGCCUGCAGCCCCGGCGGAUGUCCGCAAGCCUUGCGCGCCCGGCAGGAGGUCCCGCCGAGCGCGCGAGGCUUGGGGCGGCAGCUUGUUGCCCGAAGCACGGGGAGCCCUCCGGAGGGCUCCCGAGCGUCUGCAAGCCUUGCGCGCCCGGCAGGAGGUCCCACCGAGCGCGCGAGGCUUGGGGCGGCAGCCUGUCGCCCCACGGGGCGCCCUCCGGAGGGCUCCCCGUGCUUCGGGCGAGUGUCUGCAAGCCUUGCGCGCCCGGCAGGAGGUCCCGCCGAGCGCGCGAGGCUUGGGGCGGCAGCCUGUCGCCCGAAGCACGGGGAGCCCUCCGGAGGGCUCCCCGUGCUUUGGGCGAGUGUCUGCAAGCCUCACGCGCCCGGUGGGAGGUCCCGCCGAGCGCGCGAGGCUUGGGGCGGUAGCCUGCAGCCCGAAGCACGCGGAGCCCUCCGGAGGGUGCCCCGUGCUUCUUGCAGGUGUGCACAAGGCUUGGGGCGGCAGCCGCGGCGGGGGGGGGGGGGAAUAAUUUUUUUUAUUCAUUUCCCCCCCCAAAAAACGAGGUGCGUCCUAUGGGCCGGUGCGCCCUAUAGAACGAAAAAUACGGUACAUAUGAACAGAAGCACCCACAUGUUGUUUGAUGUUUACCGCAUCUCCUCUUUCUUUGUUGUAAGAUUACACUGCAAGCUCCUCAGUGUAGGAAAACCUUUUUUAUACACUAUAAAAUAUCACGCUUACUGAUGGUGCUGUAUAAAUAUAGGUUUACUUUUAUCUUCCUUUAAUCUAAGCAAACAAAUGUUACAUAUGUUUCAGUAAAUAAUUAUCCCCUAUGUAUUUAGUUAGGCUGAUCUUCAACUCUCCUCCUGUAAUAAAUCCUGCUUGGUCACACUUGGUAUGCAACUAGUCACUAUUGAUAAGAGGAAGUUGAUUAAUAGUUUAUAAAUCCUAGUUCAAUAAUGAGAUUGGGUGGUAGAGGUGAAUCAGAAUCUCUCACUUAAAAGGAUGUCCCCGCCCCCAUCGUUUUUGCAGAGGAUUCCAUGCAAACCUGUAUGGGUUCCUCUCCUAAAACAGUUUGGUGGAGGACUUCCCAACUUCAAAAUUUCAAAGCACCUUGCACAUUGUGAUGUCAUGUGAGUGACAGUAGUUUGGCCCAUUCACCUGUCAAAUAUGACCAGGAACUGCCUGCGGAACCAAAAAGGUUUCUCACUCCUGCUUUAUAAGUUUAGAUCCAGACUUAGUCUGGUAUUCAGUGUUAGUCAUACUCAGAACAGAUGUACUAAAAUCAGUGGUCUUACGCAAUUCAUAGCACAGUCCCAUACAUGUCUGCUUAGAAGUAAGCCCUGUUGAGGUCAAAGGGGCUUACCUGCAGGUAUGUGGUGCAGGUCAUCAACCUAAGUUGGAUAUCACCCACCGUUCUAACUUCAGUCCCAGUGAUUUCAGUAGGGUCUUCUCUAAGCACGACUAAGUAUGCAUCCAAACUUGGUCUUUUUCCAGCACCUGUAUCCCUUUCACUAGUGUCUCACUAGUCCAGAGGUCGCAAACAUUUUGAGUGGGCACAUUUGAGAAUGUUGAGAAAGUAGUAUAGGUGCAUGUAUUGUUAGAAACUGGGAUAGGAAUGCUAGGAGCUAUGUGGCUCCUGGGACCUAGGCUGUGGGCGCCAAAACAAAAUGUCUAGGCGCCUUUUUUCUUUCUACCCCGCUACCAGACCAGGCAGCCCACAACAACAACAAACAAAAUGCUGCUGGGCCAGUCUGGAGGUCUUCAGGGUAGUGCAGCCGCUAUACCCCACCAAACACCUCAUUUGCCCGGCAGCAAAAAAUAUUAUUAUUAUUAUUAUUAUUAUUAUUAUUGCUGCCUGGUGAAUCAGGUGACUGCAGAGUAGUGCAGCAGCAAAAAAUGUGUCUUUUCCUACUAGUCUACCUUGCCUUUUCCUGCCAGUCUUCCUACCUGAUUCACCUUGGGAGUGCGGCAGCAAAAAAAAGGGGGGGGAAAGUGUAUCUUUUGCUGCUGCGCUACUGGGCAGAUCAGUUGUUUGCGGGGUAGCGCAGCAGCAAGAGACAUGCAUCUUUUGCUGCUGCUGUACCUGGCAGACCAGCUGACUGCAACUGGGAAAGUGAAGAUGCUAGGCACUAAGCAUGGCUCCUGGACAUUUCCAUUCAGUCGCAAAAUGUGACUGGCGCCUGGCUAAUUUUGAAUGCUGGAACAUGGCAGCUGUAGUGUGUCUGACAUAACACAAAAUGGCUGCCACAUGUAAAGAAAUGGAAAGAGACAGAAACAGAAAAAGAUGUGGGCAUCCCCCUACCACUGCCAGUCUCAUGCAUUUUGGAUUUUUGAGGAUAUACUUACUGAGCCUUUUGCAGGCAUCAUAGGAGGUACUAGUGGGCACACCAGUACCUAUGGGCACCAGGUUGGCAAUCCCUGCUCUAAUGUUUUCAAUCAAUUCAUUUUUCUAAGCUCAAUAAAUGUAAACUGAGAGACCAGUUCCAUGCUCUUGUUAAAAUGGUGCUGUAUAAAUAAUAAAUACUAAUAAUGUAAACUGAUAUUUCUUAAAAGGAUUCAAUGAGUUUCUGUUGUGAAACAAAAAUAAAUAGACUGAAUCCAAUCCAUGUUAGUAAUGACUAACAAGACCCAUUGAUUUCAGUGGGACUUAUGUGUGACUGCAUUAAACUGGAUCCAUUCCAGUAUAUUUUUUAAAGAAAUGUCCAUCAAGACAAGGCACCAAUCAUGCAAAUUAUGUUGAAAUGAUAUAAAAUACCUCUAUUUUUUGAAUACUUUUAAUUAGCCUGUCCAUCCAUCUCCUGAUUCUUAGGGUCAUUAAAAUCUCUUCCCGUCACUCAACAUGUCAUUUCCAGUGGUUUUCAAUAGAAGCAAAAAAGAUGUGUGCCAAGUUGACUGCUUGUAUGUUAACAGAAAGAAUGUGUAUCCCUAAUUCACACCUUGUAAAAAUAUAUCUGCUUUCAGAAUCAGCCUUAAUUGUGAAAAUGUCACCAUGUGAAAAGCCUUUCUCUUGUUAACUCAUUUCGUUUUCAAAAUCCAGUCAGUACUUACGAUUGCAUCAUAUUAUGCAAAAAACAUUGCACUAUUUUGUGCAUCUUAUUUAGAUUAUCUCACUUGUUUUGAUUCUCUUAUGGUCUGGAGUUCCUUGGUGGGUGGACAAGUUCUUCGUGGUGUUCAUGAGGAGGGAUAGGUCCCCACCUCCCUUCAUUCAUUUGGGCAUGUGCCCUUCUGUGCAUGCUACACUCUCUCUUGGACUACAGGAGAACAAAUUAUUUCUAGUAGCAAUUAAUAGAGAAGCGUAGCAUGGUUUGCCAGUGCCUGGGGUGGAUGCGCAAUGCUUCAGCCCUCACUGCCGCCGCCACCACUGGAAUAUGCCCCUACCCACUAGAGCCAAGCAGAACCACAUUGCACUGCCUGCCCACCCACACGGGGGGCUGGCCGACGCAGCCCUUGGAUCGCCCCAGCCUCACAAAUUAGAUUGGGACUGGCAGGGUGGCAUGCAAAGGAUGCAACAGCCAUGUUCCCUUCGAUCCCUGCUUCGCAAAGCAAGGGAGAGGCUGGUAUCGAAAGGUACAUGGCUGUUGCGUCCUUCUCAUAUCUCCGUGCCGGGCAUAUCAUUCAGAUCAGAUCCCAGCCUUGCAAAGCAGCACAGGGCUGGCAGGGCAGCGUGAGGGGCCAAAUGUGCCGCACCCCCUAAAAAAAUGUGCCCAGGGCCAUCAGCCUGGCAACCCCUUCCACACUACGCCCCUGAAUUAAUGUGUUUUUCAACCUUGCUUCCAUGCAUAGUAUCUUCUUCUGAGGCUGCUGCGUUCGUGUUGGCUUGUAAGAACUUGUUGAUUUUUAAUCACUUGUAAACAUACCUUGUAGUGAAGCAAUAUGUUAUGCAGACUGCAUUGAUCAGGUCUGUAGCUGCAUAAAUAUCUGGGAUAACACACAUAAUGGAAUGAAUGCACCAAAAUAAGAAUGACUUUGAUUCAGAACAGAAUGACUCUGUGAGCUUCCCCCAAGUUUGGAAAAACACAAAUAGCUGGGAAUUGCAGCGUGCGUAUACUUGGCAGAAACCAUUUAGGGCUUCCCAAAGAAAAGCAAGACCCUUGUGAAAUUAUUUGUUGCAGUGUGGUCCUAUCUUCCUGGGACCUUAACUUCAUGGUACUUGCAACCUUGCAUGUGACUUGGAAAAGUUGCUUUUGGUGGGCAUUCCCCGACUUCCUACCUGCAUGCUUUUGCCAGCUCCAAACUAUCUCCAUUAUGGAAAAAGCUGCUGAGCUGUGCAAAACUGUCUAAUACAGGGAAAGUCUAAUACUUUUUCCUUCCCAGUACUGUUUACCAGCUCCUGGCUGCCCCCACUGAUGGUGGCUCGUUGUGAUUUUAAUGGGUUGUUGGUGCCAAGUUUAAACAUGGAUUAAAUAUUUGCUACCCAUGCGUAUACCUAUGAUCUUAUCUCGGUUACAGAAUUUAAAUUGUCGGCUGCGCUUGGGCCAGCCCUGCUUCUGACUGUCUCUGGGAGUAGUCAGGUUUCGUUUGUGUGAUGUAAACGGGCAAAGUCCCAGUGCUUGAUGGUGGCUCACUUUUUGGCUAAUACCUAAGCCUUAGUCUAAUGUCUUAGAUGUGGGGUUCCUUUUUAAGACAGCAGCUGUAUAGGUUCUGAGUAGUACAGCAAGAAUGAACCACAUAAUACUGGUUCUGCUGGCUACCAGUUUGUGCCCAAUUCAAGGGAUUAACUUUGGUUUAUAAAGCUUUUAAUGACUUAAGAGCCAAAUAUCUGAAGGAGUGCCUUCCUUGGUACUGUAUUUGCAGGCCUGUGCCUGAGGGCCCAAUCCAGCUAAUCCAUCUUGCUAGCAGAAGCGCGCACAAGGACUUCCACAGUGACUCUUCCUCCUCGACCACCAAAUUGGCUUGGGUGGGUUGCGAUAGCCCCCAGAAUAGCGCACCGGGACAGAGAGGGGGAGAUCUUGCUAUCAGGCAAGCAAAAAUGAUAUUCCUAGUGCUGCGUUGAAUUCCUCCCUUAGGAUUGACUGAGGGGGUCUUUCUCAUGGUUCCGCCAAUGAGUGUGGCAGCUGAGAGGGAGCAUAAUGCAGAGCUUUCUCUGUGAGGGUGCCCCAUUUUCCUGGAACUUUCUCCCCGUCAGUGGUGCAUUGGCUGUCUACCACGUUAAGCUCCUUUGCAUGUUUAAUCACUUUUUUAUGCUCAUGUGUGGAGGAGCUGCUGCUGAAUUACUGAUUUUGUUCAGUUGACUGUAAUUGCGUUGUAUUAUCCAUGUGUUUAUAAUGUUAAUUUUAUAUUGAUUUGUACAAAAACACACACAUCCAGGGAGCCUUUACGAUGAAGGGCAGUUUAAAAGUUCAGAAAUAAUUAAUAGUAAUGGUUCCUAAUAAAACUGAAGGGUGCACAGUAUGAGUAAUUUGGCUACUGCAUGUAAGCAAACAUGGCAAGUUAUCUGUAUGUAUUAUGUUUAUAUGCAAUGACACUGAAUAUGGUGUUUGCAGCACCAGUGAAUACAACAGAUAGAAUUGCCUAACCAUUAGCAAGACGAGGCCGAAGCGGUUUGCCAGUUCUUUUGAUUUGUGGGCCUUCUACUAUAAGAGGUGGAGUAUAUAUACACAUUUCAAAUCAAGAUUUCUUGCAUAGUAAAAGUAUUGCCUUACAGUAUAUUGGUCCGGUUCACACAUAACGUUAAGCGAGUUAAAACUGUGAGCCUGGAUGCAGACAUAAUGCUAGGCCAAACCAUGACUGUAACCCACCCAGGAACCUUAGGGUGAAGGGCGGAUAAUAAAUUAGUAGUAGUAAUAGUCCCUCAUUCCAUAUGAUAACAAUUCAGUGUUAGAAACUGAGAUAGAAAGCUAGGAGCUAAAUGGCACCUUAAACCUAGGUUAUGGGUGCAACAAUGGAAUGUCUAGGCACACUUUUUUAUAACAAGAAUACAAAGCUGAAAAUGAAUGAACUGCAGCUAAAAUCUUAUGUUCAUUUUUCACAUGUGCCUAGAACAAUGGGAAUUUCAAAUGCUGUCACAAUUGUCCAAAAUCUAGCCACAUUUUUCUCUAUUACCUAGCUCUAUCCAAAGCUUAACAGAAAAGUUUCCUUUUUAGCAAGUUUUUAAAACUCUACAUUUUGUGAUUAGUUGUUCUUGCGAUGCCAGUAGAAUCACUUUUUCUACCAAAGUGGCAGCUGUUUAGGAUCUUGUCAGCCUUUGUUGCCAGUAAUUCUGGCUUCCCUUUAAUGCACAUAUGUGUUCGUGUUCUCUCACAACAUCAUUUUCUCUACUUUCUUUAAAAUGUUUUAUCUUUAGUCACAAAGCAGAAAUCAGGGAAUCUGAACAAAAAGUCAGUUUUAUGUACAUGCUGCUUUUUUCCCUACUAAUAGUAUUUUAUUCUGAUUGACAGUGUUAUCCAAGGUCAGUAAAUAAAAGAUUUUGCCAACUUUGAACUCGAAAGUCCAGUGUGUCAAUAUGGAAGCUGGACUCCAUAAGGCAAACAGUGUUGCUGCAAUACAUACAGGUCUUUAGACAUACAAAAUAAUUGCAACUGAGCAAAGACUUGGCUCUCCAGAUCAUAACAGAAUGUUGCAUAUAUUUUAAUUAAAGCUUUCAGUGAUAAAACUAAGCACAUUCUGAUAUCUCUCUCAUUAGAAUCAACAGGACUGAAGCACUUCUAAUGUGGUUGGACCAUUCCCCUAUUUUGUAAAAGGCAGUUGAAAGUGAAUCCAUGCUGUCAUGUGAUGCAGUUACUAAAUGAUCCCAGGAAAUCCGCCUAGAUACGUAUCCUGUCUUGUAGUUUUAAUGUGGCAGUAGAUAACUCUUACCAUGGGCAGGAAUGUAGAUAAUAACACUGAGAGUAAGAAACAAGAAGUGAUUAGGACAUUGAGUUCUUAUCCCCUGAAUAAGGGGUAAUAUUUUGAUCUAAGUUUGUAUGGCCACAAAACCUAUUUUGAUAUACACAAUGUUCUCAUCUUUCAUUUGCAUCUUUUGGCAGCCCCACCAUAUCAACAUGCUUGCUUCACAUGUUAAUUCUCAAUAGAGGCCUAUGCCUUGGCAGCUAAAUGUCAUCUUGUAGCAUCUCAACUGGUCAAGUGAAGUAAUGCCAUAAUCGAAGAGCGCUGCUAGUUCAAUAGUUCAUCUAUUUUGGAAUCCUGUUUCCAGCAGUGGCUCCAACUGCAUGAGAUUUCCAGCCAAAUGUCUCCAGGAUGCUCACUAGCAGAGCAUGAAGACAAGGGACCUCCCUUGUUUUGAUCCUUGGCAGCUAGUAUCCAGAGGUGCAGUGCUUCUGAACAUGGGUGCCCCUUUAGAUUAAUCAGUGACAAGUUUCUACGAUCACUACGCUCCAUGAACUUGUAUUACCCCCUUUUGAAGUCAUCCAAGACAAAGGCGAUCUUCACAACUUACAGAAUUCACUCUAAUUAUGCCUCAUGGGAGGUACUCUCUUCUGUUAGUCCUAAAUCAAUUGCCAUUUUCACUGUGCAACCCUGAGGUCUGGUAUUGAGGAGGAAACAAUUCUCUAGGCUGCUCAAGCACUUCCUCAAAGGGAAAUUCCUAUGGGAACUCCUCUGGAACUCCCUGCCCUGAGUGAUCUGGUGCCUGUUAAAGGUUCAUCUGCUUUGUCAGACAUUUGCCAGUCGUAUUUUCUGUGGCCUGCUUUUAGAAGUUCUUAUUACAUUACUUCUGACCUUGUUUUUUAUAAUGUUAGUUGCCUUGGGCAUUAUUAAUGGAAAGGCAGGGUACAUAUUUAUGUACUAAAAUACAACUAAAUUAAGGGACUCCAACCCUUUGAGUUUUGUUGCCCUUCUCUGAACUUACACUGUAGAUGAGGCAAGCAGAACUGUAUACAGAAUGCAAACGCAAUGAACACCAUAAACACAUAUUGGCCGUCUUUUUUUUCCAUUUUCUCCCCUACUAAUCCCUAACAUGGAAUUGUCCUUUCCUUUUUGCUGUGUACCAAGUUGAUUGUUUCUGUUCUGGGUUUUCACCAUCCCAAAUAAAUCGGUGUCAACCACAACCUAGGCCACAUCAUUGUUCAUAUAAACCUCCCAAUAGGAAAUGUUGUAUGCUGGUUUUCAACUUUCAAUACUAAUUUAAUACAGGACCAAUAGCUAUUACUGACAAUUAUUUUGAAGUAAAGGAGGAAAGCUUGUAAUGAUUGUUAGUCAUGGCAACUUACUCCUUUGUGUGAGUCUAGAUUACAACGUCAUGCACGUUGGUGGUGCUAUAAAAAUGGUCUGCAGUAUGUGCCCUAACUAUAUUAACUUCCUAAUUUUGGUGGCUAUGUGGCCUUCCUAAUGUCUACAAUGUCUGUAUUCCAUCACUAUUGACCAUGCUUGCUGGGGUAGAUGGGAACUAGGCAUAGGACAUUUGGAGAGGCCACAGAUUCCCCAUCUAUCUUCUAACCUAUAAUGGUUAUGUUCCCUGGCGUGGGCUGCGGGUGAGGUGUGGAUUUCUACUCCCAGGUGGUAGUUGGGGAUCAGUGAAAGUAGAAACAAAAGUGCAAUUAAUAGGCUGGGAUCCAGAAAUUCCAGGUACUGUCUCACAUAUGCCAUUGUUGUGAAACAACACUGUCUUCAUUCCAAUCCAUCUUUUCCGAUGUAUCAGAGUGGAAAUAUAAUUAUUUGUUUUAGUAGGAUCCAAAGUAACGUGCUUCAAGUUACACUUGCCAAAAUGCCCUAUUCAUAUGAGGGGUCCAGUAGCAUUGACUUCUUUGCAGCUAGUCACCCAUGUGAGGAUUUUCUGCAGACAUUUUGCUGAAGUCAAAACUCUCGGGUACUGCAGAUUGUUAAGGAAUGUUGCUAAUAUUUUAGAUAAGAAUAUAAGAAGAGCCCUGCAAAAUCGGACCAAAAACCAGUGUAGUCUUGCAUCCCGUCCUUCCAAUACCAAUCCUAGGGGGAUUUCACUUCAUCCUUCCGAUGGGAGAACUGCCUGUUGCUGCUUCUUUCUGUUUCCAGUUUUUUAAACUCAAGUUAGUACUCCAUAAGUCCUGUUGUCUUAUCUCAUGGCUGAUAAGCUGGUUCAGGAUUCUUUGUUGCAGGAUUUUAUUGAAAGUGUCUGAAGUACACCGUGCCAGCUGAAUUCCUCUUACCCAUAUGCUUCUUGACACUUUGUAAAAGGCUAGUUUUGGGGCUACAAUGGUAUGGGGUUGCUCGUGCGUAAGUUGCCGCCUCUCCUGGCUAUGUUGCCUUGUUAAACCUUUCUGUCUGGACAGCCCUUCAAUUCGUGGCUGCCUCAAUCGCUAGCAGAAUCCGUCAGUGGGCGUUUCUUAAACCUUUUCCAACAUAAAAGUUGUUUGACACCCAGUCUUCUCCUACUUUCUCUGCGCGGAAGUCUUCUGCGCAGGGAGGGCGUGGGUAGCGGAGGACCAGUGCUCUCCCCGCUGGUGUCCGGUGAAGAGUCUGGAAGCCCUCUCUCCGAUUUCCCCAUCUGCCCCUCCUUAUUCCUGGUGUUGCACUGAAUUGCUUCCCCAUCUGCUGAGCUGCCUCUCUCCCUGCUGGGCCCUUCUCCAGCAUCAUUAGAGAGCCUCCCCUCCACCUCUAGCUCCGAUGUCAGUUCCCUGACAGGGGCCAUGGGAGUUAUCUAAGGCACUUGGUUCAUUUUAGCAGAUGCUUGAGGCACAAUUGAACUAACUAAUUUCUUUCUUUCUUUUUCUCAUUUGCAGAGCUGGAAAGUCUUGUGAAUUGUUACCUAGAUCUCAGGGCAAAGGCUGCCAGAGGUGGAAGAGGUGGAUUGGUUCCUGGUCAUGCCCGGUGGAAGGAGGGGACCCAGUCGGCAGCAGCUAAGCCGUUCAGCUUUGCCUUCUCUCCAGACGUUGGUUGGUGGGAACUGUGGCAACGGCACUAGUCUAAGAAACAGGUUAAGUCAAAACGUAAUAUUGUGGGCUUAAAUGUGGGAGGCAGAACUCUUGUUAUUACUUGUUAUCAUCAGGUCACACUUGGGUUCACAAGAAUCUUGUUUCUUUACACUUGUUGUUGCCCUGAAUUUGACAGUGCGUGUUUGCCUGACUCUGUGUUUGGCUCAUUUUAUAUCUCAUACUCCUGUUGGGCAAUGGAGAUUCAGGUGGGUUGCCGCCUCAGGCAUUUGUGUGACCUGAAAGCCUUUACAUACCCCUUCCCCUCAGAUGGCCCAUCAGUUCCAGUUCGUAAGGUACAGCACACAUGAAAAGAAAGCAAUAGUUCUUAUAUCAAGGUUACACAUACAAGUGUUUUCAUCCAAGCCUCUUUAAAUGUUAUAUAAAACCAGUUGUUUUUUGUUCUUCUGGGCAUUCCAAGAGUUGGCGCUCAGAUUUGGAUAUUCACUGGGUCAUGGGGUGUCUCUUCCAGCUAGUUGGAUUUUAAUUUCCAAUUGUUCCUUCAAAUUGUGGCCUUGACUUGAGCAUUGCUCGUUAAUAAACAUUGCAUAUCAUAGAAGUUUUGAAGGUUGAGAAAGCUAAGAUAAGGAAGCCAGAGGAUUGGAAUGCACUGCUAGGCAUCUAGUGUCAGGGGGUUGCUUGGUUACAUUAUCUUAUUCUUGAUACACCAGACAAAGCUGGAACAGGAUUAGGCUGGGGAAAAUCUGGUAUCUCUGUUUGAUGGUCUGAGCUCCAUUUUUUCUGGCAUUGGCUUCUGCAGAAGUGGAAAAACAAGGGGCGUCCGUGGAAGGACACAGGACAUAUGUGACGUGUGUUUCCAUCCCACCAUACUAAGCUAAAAAGUGUCAAAUUCUUGACAAAGGCAUGCAUCGCACUUGCCUGUGGUGAGGUGCUACUCAUCAUUCAUGUCACAGCCCAUACUACCAGAGGCUGUGUGGAGAGAGAGAGAAAUCACUUGUUCUAAAUCAUUGAGAGUGCUGUGUGUAGUACUUUGCUUUUUGUGUUAAGGACUGUAGUACAGUGGUUAAGCUGCAUAUCAAGAAGUGUCCAGUUCAGACCUUGCUUCUGUGAUUUUCUUACUAGUUGACCUUAGACAAAUCUGCCCCAUAUCUGCAAUAUGGGGAUGAACAUAUUGACCUAUGUUAAAGAAUUGUAAGGAUCUCUUGAGGUAGUUAACAUUGAACAAUUUAAACCUGGUGUGGGAAACGGGAUCUGGCCAGCACACCAGAUCCUUUCUUUCUCCACCCCCCCUAGUGUUAGCUUUGCCAGGAGUGAGCAAACCUUGCAGGACUUUGGAACCGUUGGAGACCAUGGUGGCACUUGCAUCACUGAAGGUCAGUUGAUUGACGGUGCUUGCAAAGUGCACUGUAUUUGCAAGCAGCAAUAACCAAGGUAGCAUUUUGCAGGCGGCAACAAUAGCUUGAUUUGCCUGUUCUUGCAAAGGAAAGGUAGACCCUACAGGAGCCAUGGCUAGAGCAUGUGGGUGUUGCUUGGCCAAAAUUGCAGGCAGAGGUUUCCCCCAGCAUUGAUUUAAAUACUCAUAAAUGCUAAGCAUUUAACCCACAAUAGGGUGAGAUAUCCCAGGAACACUGGCAAGAGUUAGUGACGUGUUGUUUCUCUCUUUUUCAGGAAUGGUAGUGCUAUCAGCCUCUCUGCUCCUCCAAUUACAGCCUUGAUCACCCCUGAGCCUGUGCGACACUGCCGAAUCCCUGAGCUGCCUCUAGACGGGAACCUUCUGUUUGAGUUCUUCUUUUUCAUCUACCUGCUGGUGGCCCUCUUUAUUCAGUAUAUUAAUAUCUAUAAGACCGUGUGGUGGUACCCAUACAACCACCCUGCCUCCUGUACGUCACUGGUGAGUCCAUGUUGCUGGCCGCAUGCCCUUCUUGCAGUUUGCUUAGGGAAGUUUAAUCAUGGUGUCUCUGUAGCUCAGCUGACAUCACCAAGUCUGCCAUCCUUUCUUUUUCCCAGACAUUAUGAAAUACACCCCUUUUCUCCCUCAAAGGCAGCCUUUGGGGUACGACUUCUCAAGGCAGCUCCACACUUGGGGGAGUAGGAAGGAAGGGCAUUUUGGAGCUUUUGGCCAUGGGGUUCCUGCCCUGGGGUGUACUGUCUUUCAACAUUCCUUAAACUAGCUGCCUUCCUCCCCUAAGGGGAGCAAUGAAUCUUCUGGACUUGCCUGUGAAUUCCUGUUUUUAUCAAGGGAACGAGGGCAGCCAGGUCUUCCCUCUACAUGCUCUCUUUAUUGGGUUACUAUCUACUGGGCUAAUGGAGUUCUAAAAGGUUCCCAAUCUACCCCUCCCUCCUGGCUUUGUGACUCAUCCUGAUCUGGUCAUUUUCCCACUUACAGCCCCUUCCCCCACCUCCUGUUUUCCUUCAAGGGAGUGAGGCUGUUGCCAGUGCAGUUUUGUGUGUUUGACCAUUUUUCUCUUCAUUUAAUGUUUGAGUGUGUGUGUGUGUGUGUGUGUGUGUCACUGUAGUGUCUGGAGAUUGAUGGGAGAGUCCCUUCCUCCAGAUCCCAAAGGCUGGCUUCACAACCCCAGAAGAGUGGGGCCUUUCCCCCUUAUGCUUACUGCCUUCCUUCCCUCAAAAACCCCCAGAAAUUCACAGGUAACUACAGAAUGUCUGCUCCUAGGUUUUCCUUUCUAAGUGGCAGUUGUAAAUACGGUAGCCUUCCCAAGCUGCUUCUAUGUGCUUAAUCUGUCCCCUUCUCUUCCCUCUUUAUCUGGCAGACUUGGAAUGGUUCAGAGUGUGUCCUGGUUCUCCUUUAUAGGAAUUUCCAUGCUUCUGCUAUGUCAUCUCAGCAGCUCCUGCCUUUCUGGCCUCUCCUUCACCCUGGUGAAUACGCUGUUCUUUUCUCCUUUAGAACUUUCACCUCAUUGAUUACCAUCUGGCAGCAUUUAUCACAGUGAUGCUGGCGCGGAGGCUGGUAUGGGCCCUUAUCUCUGAGGUAAUGUUGUCACAAUUAACUCUCCCAAAGAAAUCGGAGGUUUAGAAUGAGCUCAGUAUGAUGCUUGUCGUUUUUUUAUUUGCCACACAUGAAAGCCUACAUCGUGGGUAGGCAAACUAAGGCCCGGGGGCCAGAUCCGGCCCAGUUGCCUUCUAAAUCUGGCCUGUGGACGGUCCAGGAAUCAGCAUGUUUUUACAUGAGUAGAAUGUGUCCUUUUAUUUAAAAUGCAUCUUUGGAUUAUUUGUGGGGCAUAGGAAUUCGUUCAUUAUUUUUUUUCAAAAUAUAGUCUGGCCCCACAAGGUCUGAGGGACAGUGGACCAGCCACCUGCUGAAAAAGUUUGCUGACCCCUGGCCUACAUGUUCACUCACCUUGGUGAAGUGCUGCCAUUUACUGAUGUUAACAGCUGCCACGUCAGGUGAAAAGAAAAGGAACUGUGGGAGGAUUUGUUGGGAAUAGUCUUAAAUUUUAACAACCAGAAAGUGGAUUAGCCCAGGGUGAUUUGCACUAGUGGUAGAGUCAGUGAGGUUCCAAUAGGAACCUAUAGCAAUACAGGCAGAGAUUAAGUGAACAGCACUUCAUUCAAGCAAGAUUGACCGUGCCAGUAGAGGUUGCAUCUUAAAAGUAUUAACCAAGGGAGAAAUUGUGAGAUUAACAGACGAGCAAACAGGGUGGGAUUCAUUGGUGAGCUAUCUCUCGAGUGCCAGUUUGAAAGUCAGUUGUUCAUAGGUCAUUUUUAAAUGUGCAUGGCAUUCCAAGUCCAAGCUUCUGAUGACUUUAUAUAAGAUUUUUGGGUUGAACAGAGUUUGGACUGUUGUUGAUGGGGCAUAAAAUAGUGGUUCCUAGACCUCUGAUAUUGCAUCUUCUGUUUCCAAAACUUACUUUGCUACAAGGAUCUCAGAUAGCUCUAGAUGCUGCAACCUCUAAGGCCACUGGAAAUUAUGAGAAAGGUUAAGAAACAAAAGCACAACAAAACUAAAACAAUGCAAAAUAGGCACUUAGGGCAAAGACACAUUUGUCCAGCUUGGAAACCCUGUGUUGGAACUAAAAUGUCUUCAGUUGUUUUGAGAAAGUGCAGAUACAGUGAUACCUCAGUUUUCGAACGUCUCCGUUGACGAACAUUUCGGUUUUUGAACGCUGUAAACCUCGAAGUAAAUGCUUCAGUUUUCAAACACACCUCGGAAAUCAAACAUGCCACAUGACUUCCGCUGAGUGCAAGAUCCUAAAACCUAGCUGUCGGCUAUUGAGUUUUCUGUUUUCGAAUGUUUCAGAACUCGAACGGUCUUCCAGAAUGGAUUACGUUUGAAAACCGAGGUACCACUGUAGUGUGUAUCUUUCCACAGAACAGGAGCAGCCACCCUGAAAGCCCUAUUAUGUAUUACUGUGGAGCAGGCUUCUGAGAUCUUUAGAGCUUGCAGACCUGAGGGAUCUACUGGGUACAUAAGGGAUAAGGCAGUCUCUAAAGUAAUCUGGUCCUGAGCUUUAUAGGACCUUAUGUUAGUACCAACACCUUGAAUUUGGGUCCCAAUGUCCCAGGACAUGGAAAUAACUCUUUCCAUGAUUCCUCUGAUCUUGAAUGCUGCUGCACGUGUUCAUGACACCAACUCGAGCAGGGAUAGCCAGCUUGAUGCUGUUGUGCAACUCCCAUCAUCCCUGACCAUUGGAGUCAAUGGUCCAUCUGGAGAGUAGAACGUUAGCUAUCCCUGAUCUAGAGCCUUGUUACCAUAGACGUUUGGACAAGGGAAGUGGUUGGCUCACUUGAUCUGCGUUUGGUUAGCCCCACACUUUGGAGAUGGUUGGGUCUGGUCUUAGAUGGAUCUCCAAGCAUGGUCCUCAGAAAUCCAGUGUUUGACACAUGCACACACCCAUUCAAAACAGGCAUAGCCAGCCUUGUGUCCUCCAGAUAUUUUGAGCUCCCAUCAUCCCCCAGCAUGGCCAAUGGUCAGAUAUAACAGGAGCUGUAGUCCACAGCAUCAACCAAAUUGGCUACUCCUGAUUAAACAAACAAUGAAAAAACAAGUUUUGUUAUUUACUGAAGGUACUAUAGUGGGGUAGCACUCACCCCUUGUGGUAGGUUUUGUUUUGAUUGGUUCUGAAUCUUAACAUUACAGUCAUACCUUGGUUUUCUAACACCUUAGUUCUCGAACGUUUUGGCUCCCGAACACCGCAAACCUGGAAGUGACUGUUCCGGUUUGCGAACUAUUUUUGGAAGGCGAACGUCUGGGGCUUCCGCGACUUCCGAUUGGCUGCAGGAGCUUCCUGCAGCCAAUCAGAAGCCACACUUUGGUUUCUGAACAUUUUGGAAGUCGGAAUGGACUUCCAGAACGGAUUCUGUUCGACUUCCAAGGUACAACUGUAAUGCCAUUUUUUUCCCUGUCUCACUACUGUCAGAGAGAACACUAAGCUAGUAUUUUUAUCCUCACAAACACCUGCAGUAUUAAGGAGGAUAUAAUUACUUGCUUUCAGUACUCUCCCCCCAAAAAACUAUAUUUAAAGCAUUCAUUACUAUUUUGUUAAGUCUAGCAAAGAAAUAAAAUAAAAAUAAAAAUGGUUUCCUUUUGGCUUUGAGAGCCAUGCUAUACCGUGUGGGGAUGGUAGGUCAGGCUGUUUCUUGGAAUGUAUUGCGGCAUAUAGGAAGAGAAACUGUAGGGCUGAUGGUUCUUGGUGUUUGAAUUUGCAGGCCUCUCAGGUGGGAACUACAUCAGUGAUUCACUACACGGCACUGAUUUUGGCACGCCUGGUGCUGCUCACUUUGUGUGGAUGGGUGCUCUGCUGGACACUAGUUAACCUUUUCCGUAGCCAUUCUGUUCUGAAUCUCCUCUUUCUUGGCUACCCGUGAGUAUCAUUCUCUUGUAUCCUGAAUGUAAUAAAUAGGAAAGGGUCCAAAAGUACAAGACAUGACAAAGAGAAGCCCUGUUGAUCCGCAUGAGAUUGGCAGAGAAUCAACAGGGUUAAAAGCCGCCAGUUGAAUAGGUCUUUCGGGGGAAAUGGGUAGAAGGAAAAUGAUGCCUCUCUCAACAUCUUUUCCCUGCUAGAAUCAUUAUAAAGGUCAAGAGACAUCUGGUCCAUCGACUUAAUGCAAUAUAUGAGCCAAUGAGGAAGAGUAGAUUUUAAAGGUGGGUAGGAAAGGGGAGAAGAAUGGCAGCAAUUGAAGAGAUAGUACCAACACAAUGAUUGUGCUCCUUUACCUAUGGCCUCACUGCUUAGCCCUGGGAGUUGAGGCAUACCACAAAAGUAGCACAUGAGCGAAUAACCUGGGUGCAGGAAAUGCAAGCCUCUUGCUCAGGAAGCUCCUUUCAGAUGUUCAUGGUUGGAAUGCCUAAUAUACCACAGGCUGUAAUCUCACCCUUGCCUUUCCCUUCCCUGCAGGUUUGGUGUCUAUGUCCCACUGUGCUGCUUCCACCAAGACAGCAGAACACAGCCUCUUCCCACAGACUGUGGCUAUUUGGUGCAGGAUCAGCUGGUAGAUUCUGGUGCCACGGGGGUUGGCAGCCUCGUCAAGCCCAAAGACUUCCUAUCUCUCCUGAGAGAGUCCCUGAAAGAACAGUUCAACAACCCCGUGCCCAUCCCCACACACAGCUGCCCCUUGUCUCCAGACCUCAUUCGCAACGAGGUGGAAUGCCUGAAAGCAGACUUCAACCGCAGAAUCAAGGAGGUUCUAUUCAACUCCCUCUUCAGUGCCUAUUAUGUGGCAUUCCUGCCACUGUGCUUUGUGAAGGUAGCUGUUGCCCUACUCCUUCAUUGCUAUUGCUGCCGCCGCUGCUGCCACCACCUUCUAAAUCUUGUCUGUGGAUUGUUAACACAGUGGGUUUCUGGUUAAAUUUCCCUUUCUCUGUCUCCCCUCUGGCAGCCUGGAUGGCAGAAUGUGGCUGAUUCUGGAGUAUCACUCCCGAUUGGCAGCUAGGUCUUGCCACACAUGUAGUGCCACUGUGGUUCGCCCACUCAUUUUUCAUCGCAUCUAUUAGCCCCGCUCUCUUUCCCAGACAACUGUAACAAGUAUACAGUGGUACCUUGGUUCUCAAACUUAAUCCGUUCCGGGAGUCCAUUUGACUCCCGAAACCGUUCGAAAACCAAGGUGCUGCUUCUGAAUGGCUGCAGGGGCUUCCUGCACUCAAGCAGAAGCCGUGCCGGACGUUCAGCUUCUGAAAAACGUUCGCAAACCGGAACACUUACUUCAGGGUUUGCGGCAUUCAGGAGCCAAUUUGUUUGGGAGCCAAGCCAUUUGAGUACCAAGGUACCACUGUAUUUUGGUACUGUUAGCAGGCAUUUGAUGCCCAGCUCACAUCAUGAUUUGGCAGUGCCUUGGGUGUUCAUACUACUACUACUGCUACUACUAAUAAUAAAAUUUUAUUUAUAUUCCGCCCUCCCCAGCCGAAGCCAGGCUCAGAGCAGCUAACAACAAUAAAAGUAACACAGGAUUCUAAAAUCAAUUCAAAAUCAAAUUAAUGGCAACCAUUGGGCUAGAAUUCUAUGAGGAUUACCAAAGGAGGGGCCUGGUGGAACAGCUCUGUCUUGCAGGCCCUGCGGAAAGAUGUCAAGUCCCGCAGGGCCCUAGUCUCUUGUGACAGAGCGUUCCACCAGAUCGGGGCCACAGCCAAAAAAGCCCUGGCUCUGGUUAAGGCCAGCCUAACUUCCCUGUGGCCUGGGACCUCCAUGGUGUUUUUGUUUGAAGACCGUAAGGUCCACCAUGGGACAUACCAGGAGAGGCGAUCCUGUAGGUACGAGGGUCCUAGGCCGUAUAGGGCUUUAAAGGUUAAAACCAGCACCUUAAACCGGAUCCUGUACUCCACAGGGAGCCAGUGCAGGAUUUGAAUUAAUAUGAUUAGAGAAUAGGGGCAGCUGUGAUAUCCAGGCUGACUUACCAGAGACCUCAGAAAGUUGUCCAGAUAGAUCACUGGUGCUCUUAUCAGGCUGGUGUCUAAUGGGCAGAUUUGGACCUUCCACACCCAAUCCAGUUUCUCUCUGUGUACCCAAGAAGCGUUCUUGGGCUUGUUUUACUUCCAUGCCAGUGACCAUGGGUGUGCACAUAUUCCACAGUGGCAUAUACAUCGGCUGUGCAAAAAUUUCAUGUCAUGUAUGCCAAGGAGAAAGGAGGAUCUCAAAGAGUCCUUUGCUGGCCUUGCAGUUCCUAGUUAGGUACUUAAAUCUAUGGCUGUAGGGCACCGUCUUCCCACUCUUGAGAUCUCUGGGGCGUUGGCAUUAACACCCUCUUUGGUUUCUUGCAGAGCACACAGUACUAUGACAUGCGCUGGUCCUGUGAACACCUCAUCAUGGUGUGGAUCAACGCCUUUGUCAUGCUCACCACCCAGCUGCUUCCUCCCAAGUAUUGUGACUUGCUACACAGAUCAGCUGCCCACCUGGGCAAGUGGCAGAAGCUGGAACAUGGUUCAUACAGCAAUGCCCCCCAGCACAUGUGAGUGUGACCUCAAAGCAUUUGUUGACAAGGGUCAAGGGAAAGAAAAUAGGGCAGCUGAAGGUAUCCUAAUUUUGUACCUUUCUUUAGUUGGACCCAAGACUACAUUGUCCGUGUCAGUAUUCUUCAAUGAUUUUGUUGUGCACCAUACUUUCAAUUACUGUUAUUGAGAUCUGUUUUUGAUAAGCUUACCUGAGACUCUUUGCAGAAUUUAUUGUGGUAACUGGCAGGGUGGGGGUUUUGUUUUGUUUUUGUAUUCUCAUCCAGUGAGAAUUGUAGGAAGAGGGCGCAGAGAACGAGUGUAACAUCAUUCUUCCUAGCUUAAAUCACUUAACAGACAAAUCACAAGUUUUCAAAUCAUCAUUUCGUUGCAUUUGAAUUUAGGUGAUCUAGUGCCUGCCCCUUAGGCAACAAAGUGGGUCACCCACAAAUAAACCAGUGGAUUCUACAUACUUGGGGCACUGCCCAGGUAUGGAUAAAAAUGGGUCCACAACCCAAACCAAAAAUUGUGAGCGCCCAGGACCCUACCUCUCUCUUUCAGUACAUUUCUAUUCUGAAGCAAGUCCUGCUGUGUUUAAUUGGGCUUACUGCAAGGUAACUGCAAGCAUGUGCAUGCUUAAUUGGAAGUAUAUUGGAUUGAACUCAGUCGGAUUUAUCUCUGAGUAGACACGCUUAGGUAAGGAUUAGACUGUGAUUCUCGACCUCACACUGUGGCUGGGGAUAAAUCCCUUGCUUCCCUCUCCCAGCUCCAAAUUUGAAAUUGGACAGGACAGGGUUCUUGCAGUUAAUACAGGGCGGUUUCUGCCCUGUGCACAUUAGUGGUACUAAAGCAGGCCUCCUCAUCAAGUUAGCUUACUUUGUAGCUAAUCUUUCCAAAAAAGUCCACUUGCUUAUUUCAGCUUUUAGUGCCUAAUUUUUCAUAAUUUCAUCUGUACACCUCCAGAGCAAAAAUAAAGAAGAGAAUGAGGAUUCCUAUGAAAUUGGUUUUUACUUAUUCAAAUUCACAUCUAAUUGUACAAUUGGCUAUAGGUUGAAAGUUGUAGUCCAAAAUAUUUUGGAGGGUACCCGGUUGGUGAAGGAUGGGUUUUAUGAUUUGUAUAUGCAAAGCUAUUUAUGAUUUUACCCUUGGGGUUUCUUUCCUUUUAUUCUUCAAUAUAUACCUGAGGUAUUCUUAUUUUCAGUUGCAUAUAUUUUUAACCUACGUACAAGAAGAUUGUCAGCUUUAUUACAUAACUCAAGGUGUCUUUGUUUUGUGUAUUUUAUGGCUACUAGUGAAAGAUUCUACUUUCCAAAACAGAGUUGAAACCUCAGAUUUUAUGUAUGUUUGUAUUGACCAAUCUAAUUCAGAAUUUACAACUCGGUUGAAAACUCUUGGUGUUAUUUCAGUGUCUACUGCUUGAAAAUAAGUGUAUAUAAAAGCCUAAACCAAUCAACAUGAAUUCGGGGCGUAUAUAUUACCAAGUGUAUAUAUAACAUUUUGAAUCGUGAAAUUACUCCGGGUUGGUUUUCUGAUGCUCACAGAGUCCCUUUGUCAUACUCCACAGCUGGUCUGAGAGCACAAUAUGGCCACAGGGAGUGCUAGUGCGACAUAGUCGAUGCCUAUACAAAGCAGUCGGGCCUUAUAACGUAGCAGUGCCUUCAGAUGUGUCCCAUGCCCGCUUUUAUGUAAGUACCGUAAGUAUUAUUACGUAAGAAUUCAUACGCCCCACCACCACAUUUAAGCACAAUUUUUCUGACGCCUGCAAAUAAAUAAAUUGAUGUAAACUGCGGAAUGGGCAAAAAUGGCCCCCAAAGAGCGGGAAAGCAGCUGACAAUCCCAGGAGCCGUUGCAACUGCAAUCCCAUGAGUCUUUGAGGCCUGUUGGAGUUGGAGGAAGUGAUUGUGGUGAAGUCGGGAGGAUGAUUGUGGGUUUUUGGUGGAGUUUUGCUUUUUAAGAUGGUGUUCCCCACUAUGCACAAUUUCACAUAUACAGCAGUACCUGGGAAUAUAACCCCUGAGUAAGUUUUUGUAGUCCAAAAACAGCCAGAGACCCAAGAAUGGGAAACCCUGCAUUAGCCAUAUAACAGGGUGGAUUUCAGUGUAGCGCUAAGCUGAGUAGUAGUAGUAGUAAUCAUAAUCAUAAUAUUUUUUUAUUUAUAUCCUACCCAUCUGGCUGGGUUUCCCCUGCCACUCUGGGCAGCUCCCAACAGAAUAUUAAAAAUACGAUAAAACAUCAAACAUUGAAAACUUCCCUAAACAGGGUUGCCUUCAGAUGUCUUCUAAAAGUCAGAUAGUUGUUUAUUUCCUUGACAUCUGAUGGGAGGGCGUUCCACAGGGCAGGCACCACUACAGGCCUUCUGCCUGGUUCCCUGUAACGUCUCGCAGUGAGAGAACUACCAGAAGGCCCUCUGAGCUGGACCUCAGUGUCCGGGCUGAACGAUGGGGGUAGAGAAGCUCCUUCAGGUAUACUGAGGAGACUCUUCCAUCAGCACAUGCAUUACUGCUUGCCCGACAGAAUGAUCUCACAUCUCCUUGCUUCUAGAGAAGGUUUGGGAUAGGCGCAUGGUGGGGGGAAGCCCUGUUGCACUAGCACAAGCCCUUGCACGGCUUCCUCUAGCAGAACUGAGCAGUUGAAUCUGAUCCAGUGGUUCAAAUAACAGAACCACAGCAGUGUUCUUAGUGGCUACAGCCCUGGGGCUUCAGAUGCAGUUGUUGGGCCUCUAUUCCUUUUCCCCUGCCCUCCAGAAUUUGGUUUUCAUCAAACGGUCUGCUUUCUGACCCUUCAAGCACUGUUUUUUUCCCUCCCUACAGUUCCUCUUUCACCGUCCAUUACGGCUUCUCAACCUGUUGAUUCUCAUUGAAGGCAGCGUGGUCUGCUAUCAGCUCUACUCCCUGUUGCGGUCAGAGAAGUGGAACCAUACCCUUUCCAUGGCCCUGAUCCUCUUCUGCAAUUACUAUGUCUUAUUUAAACUCCUGCGGGACCGUAUAGUGUUGGGCAGGGCAUACUCGUAUCCUCUGAACAGCUACGGAUUAAAAGCCCAUUAA
This is a messenger RNA of Podarcis lilfordi (Lilford's wall lizard), 29706 nucleotides long. Lineage: Eukaryota; Metazoa; Chordata; Lepidosauria; Squamata; Lacertidae. The record is from the annotation of a GenBank genome assembly.